CAUGGGCAAAUUUACUGGAGUGUCAGUUAUAAUGAUGUUAGAGUCCAUAAUAUGCAGAGCCAUAAACUUGCCUCUGAUGCUACUCGUCCAGUAAUAGUGAUGUCGUCCAGUGAAGAUGUAAAAGUACAGGAAAUGCUUGGAAAGAAGUUUGACAUUGUUUAUGCUUCUGGUGCUGGAUACAAACUUCUUGUUGUUGCACUUGGACAGGUGGUAGCAUAUGUUUGCUCCAAAGGUUCAACUUUCCGGUGGGACACAGCAGCACCUCAUGGUUUGCUGCAAGCCUUGGGAGGUGGUGUAGUUGUCUACAGACAGUUAUUAAGCUCUGCUGAAGAUAAUCAUAUAUCGGAAGAUAUGUUGAAAAGUAUUCAGAUAAAAUACCACAAGCCAAAUGUUGAUUCACCAAAAGCCAGCUUACAAUGGAGCAAUGCAGGAGGAAUUGUGGCUUAUAGGGAGACUGAAGUAUUACCAACCAUUUUAGAAUGUUUGAGAAACUCAUAGAUAAGAUUUUUUUUUUUUUUUUUUUUAUAAAGAG
This is a messenger RNA of Penaeus monodon (black tiger shrimp), 532 nucleotides long. RefSeq names its product inositol polyphosphate 1-phosphatase-like. The record is from RefSeq and is a predicted model, not a curated record. The transcript is spliced from 3 exons. Gene Ontology annotation, molecular function: inositol-1,4-bisphosphate 1-phosphatase activity. NCBI's taxonomy places the organism in Eukaryota, Metazoa, Arthropoda, Malacostraca, Decapoda, Penaeidae. The coding region runs from base 52 to 498 and encodes 148 amino acids.